ACUAAUAUGUACUUUUCUGUGUAAGAUUGGAAUUAUUGGUGGAACUGGCCUGGAUGAUGUGGAUAUCUUAGAAGGAAGAACAGAAAAGUAUGUUGAUACACCUUAUGGCAAGCCGUCAGAUGCUUUGAUAUUGGGAAAGAUAAAAAAUGUGGACUGUGUGCUGUUGGCAAGACAUGGAAGGCAUCAUACUAUUAUGCCAUCAAACAUCAAUUACCGUGCCAAUAUCUGGGCAUUAAAAGAAGAAAAUUGUUCGCAUGUAUUAGUGACUACUGCCUGUGGUUCAUUACGAGAGGAAAUACAGCCUGGUGAUCUUGUCAUAAUUGACCAGUUCAUUGACAGGACAACUAAAAGGCAUUGUACUUUAUAUGAUGGACAGCAUUCCACUCAUUCAGGAGUAUGUCAUAUUCCAAUGGCAGAGCCAUUCUGCACUAAAACCAGAGAGGUUCUUAUUGAGACUGCCAAGAAGCUUGGGCUCCAGUGUCAUUCCAAAGGGACAAUGAUCACAAUCGAAGGCCCACGUUUCAGUUCUCGAGCAGAAAGCUUGAUGUUUCGCAGCUGGGGAGCUGAUGUUAUCAACAUGACCACAGUGCCUGAAGUGAUUCUUGCAAGAGAAGCUGGAAUGAGUUAUGCAAGUAUUGCCAUGGCAACAGAUUACGACUGCUGGAAGGAACAUGAAGAAGCAGUUUCAGUGGAUAAAGUUUUAAAGACGCUGAAAGGGAAUGCAAAUAAGGCUACUAGCAUACUCCUUACUGCUAUACCUCAGAUAGGUUCCAUGGAAUGGACCGACACUCUGCACACCCUGAAAGUAAGUACACACAUGUCGCUG
Molecule: messenger RNA, 826 nt
Organism: Antrostomus carolinensis (chuck-will's-widow)
Lineage: Eukaryota; Metazoa; Chordata; Aves; Caprimulgiformes; Caprimulgidae
Gene: MTAP
Product: methylthioadenosine phosphorylase
Exons: 6
Biological process (GO): nucleoside metabolic process
Cellular component (GO): cytosol
Molecular function (GO): S-methyl-5-thioadenosine phosphorylase activity
Source: RefSeq, a predicted model, not a curated record